This is a messenger RNA of Balearica regulorum gibbericeps (East African grey crowned-crane), 1326 nucleotides long. The record is from RefSeq and is a predicted model, not a curated record. NCBI's taxonomy places the organism in Eukaryota, Metazoa, Chordata, Aves, Gruiformes, Gruidae.
CACGCCGGGGACAUCGGGCAGCAGGCAGGGCUGGCGGCGAAGCAGGCAGCUGCUGAAGUGAGCUCUUCGAGCGGCCCGGCUCCUGCGGGCAGCGUGGACGGGCUACAUGGGCACUCGCACGGCAGUCCUGAGGUCUCCUGUGCGCUCCCAGACACAAGCCAUGUCAGCUAUGAUGAUCUGACAAGCAAGGUGGGAGAAGUACUUCUGUAUUACUGUUACUGUGAGGUAAAGGAUCCAGAGAAACUCUGUGCUUGGCAAAAGGCUCUGUGCCAGCAUCUGCAUCUCACUGGCAAGGUACGAGUUGCUUCAGAAGGGAUUAAUGGGACAGUUGGUGGAAGCAAAGUAGCUACCAAUCUCUACAUUGAAGUUAUGCUUUCCCAGCCACUGUUCAAAGGCAUUUUGUGUCAAGAGGAUUUCAAGAGCAGUGCAGGAGGAGCUCACUGUUUCCCAGACCUUCGAGUUGGAGUAUUCAGAGAAAUUGUACCUAUGGGCAUUGAUCCAAAGAUAGUAUCUUAUAAAGAAACUGGAAUCCAUUUAUCCCCUCAGGAAUUUCAUAGAGAAGUAGAACAGUAUUUGUCUCAGGCCAAUCAAGGACAAAGCAAUACCAUCUUGCUGGACUGUAGGAACUUCUAUGAAAGUAAAAUAGGACAUUUCCAGGGCUGUCUGGCUCCAGAUAUCAGGAAGUUCAGCUAUUUUCCCAGCUACAUAGAUGAAAACCUGGAGCUUUUUAAAGACAAGCGUGUCCUGAUGUACUGUACAGGAGGGAUUCGUUGUGAAAGAGGCUCUGCUUACCUACGGAGCAAGGCAGUGUGCAGAGAGGUUUACCAGCUAAAAGGUGGAAUUCACAAGUACCUGGAAGAGUUUCCAGAUGGAUUCUACAGGGGGAAGCUGUUUGUGUUUGAUGAUCGUUACGCCAUUUGUUCCAAUGAAGAUAUCAUCUCAGCAUGCAGAUACUGUGGGACACUGUGGGACCAGUAUAAACUUUGUUCCAGCCAGCAUUGCCGGCAGCUUGUCCUGACAUGUCCAAGUUGUCGCAACAAAGGUCUUACAGCUUGCUGUCCUGUUUGUCAAGAGAAAGAGCUCAAGGUGACUUCAAGGGCUUCAGGACAGACACUUAAGGAGGAAUGUGAAUGUACAAGGAGACGGCCAAGGGUACCUAUUGAACGUGUCUCGCAAAGGAUGCUGGAUGCAGGAAAAGAUUAAGCUGUUUCAUUAGUUAAUCUGACACAUGCUAAUGCAAAGGGCUUCUACAACCAGAUCCCUGUUACUCGAUUAGGUUUGGAAAUCAGGAAAACGUGUUGGCUUGGAAAGUCUUGUUCAUACACU